AUGGCAAUGGAUCCAACACGUAUCGCAGGCGAAAUCAUCAGACUUUCGGGUAUCACAUCAAAACUUUCUGAUCCACAAGACAUAUGUCUGCUGCCAGAUAAUCGAGUGGCUAUAGCCGAUCAAGACUGUGGUGUGUUCAUUGUUGAUAAGAGUGGUCACUUGCUAAAGAGUUUUGAUCAGCUGGUUGGAUCAGCAUCGCUCUGCUACAGCGAAGUACUCAAUCGACUGGCCGUGGUUCGAUCAAAUGAGGAUGUUGACGCUGAAGAUAGCAGAUAUCAGAUUUGUGUGAUCGGUUCGGAUUUGGAGCUUGAAACAGAACGGAUCAAAAUACCGAACAUACCGGACGUGAAAGAAGGCUAUACGAGAUGGAUUAUUGCCGAACCUGAGUCGGGUAAUUUUCUGGUAACGACUGGUGAUAGUUCAACGGCGGUGAUUUGGAUGUGGAAUGUGAAAACGUGCGUAUGA
Anisakis simplex (herring worm) is the source of this 465-nucleotide messenger RNA. The record is from the annotation of a GenBank genome assembly. Lineage: Eukaryota; Metazoa; Nematoda; Chromadorea; Rhabditida; Anisakidae.